AUGCCGGGCAGCAUCAAUAUUGACCGCGAUAAUGGACCGAUCGGUGAAGAAGGCGAAGGAAGCAGCGAAAUACAUGUAUCCGACAAUAGUCGUUCUCCCUCUAUCCGACACCUUGGUGCAGCUGUUGCUACCCAACCGCAAAGCUCGGAGUCUACAGAUAUCUUGCCUAAGAGGAAAGAUGUUCUUGAGAAGAUUCGUGCUCUUCUGCAAAAAUUUGAGCAUGAUAUAAUAAGAGAGAGUGAUGGACGCCACCAAGAAACCCAAGUAAAGGAAAACAGUGGGCUUAGUCUCAAGGACAGCGUUGAGAAGCAAGUGAUCUACACCGAUGAUGACAAGUUGAAGGAUCUUCUCAAGGAGCUGGCAAGUUUGGGCACCGAAGAGUACGUGGAUGAUGUAACCGCUCUCGCAUUUAAGGCUAGCCUAGAUCUGCCCGAAGUGAUCGAGACUCUCAUCGAAGCUGGAGCACUCGUUGACAAGUUUGACGAGAAUGGUUACACCCUACUACACAAUGCCUGCCGCCAUGGCCAAACGUCGACCGUGAAAAAAAUAAUAGAACGGAUACCAACAAGCAUCAAUCAACGCGCGACAGAUUGGGAAUAUACCCCCCUGCAUUUGGCUGUCCAGUACCAGCAAAAAGGCGUUGGCGAAACCCUGUUAAAUGCAGGCGCGGAAAUCAAUUCUCAAGACACGGAUGGGUGGACUCCACUAAUGACCGCAACAAAUUUAAAAUGUGCAGACAUUAUGGAUAUUCUACUCUGCCAGAAAGAUAUCGUAGUCGACAUGCCGGACAAUAACGGACUCACACCUUUGUUAGUGGCGACCAAGUCGAGAUUUUUGGAAGGCGUCGAAAAGUUGCUUGGUGGUGGUGCAAACUGCAAUGGUGGUCCAGAUGGGGGUGAGAAAUGCCUGCACUGGGCUAUGUUGAGAUUCUCACGCCCAAUUUUCGAUCUUUUCAUGGAAGUGGAGAACCUGAUUAUUGAUGUUCAGGAUAGUGAGGGAAAGACAGCCUUGCACUACGCAUGCGGGUCUCGUCACCAGGAGAUGAACAUUGGGGUUGCAUCAUACGAGGACGAAACGACAGGGACCGAGAAAAAAUUCGACUUUACUGAAAUCAUUGGAAAGCUAUUAGGAAGAGAGGCUGAUCCAUGGAUGACAACCAGAAAAAAUAAGACAGCCCUACACUUUGCUCUCAAACACAGGCGAUCGGACUGCAACAAACUUCUCCCAAUGUUUUCCAUAAGGGCAGAACAUCUGGCGCCUAGCGACUGGGACGAAGAACUCCUGAUACAUGUCUUAUUUAAGAACAGAAGAUACGCCAACAAUGAGGACGUUCUCAACUAUCUAAUGAGUAUACUGAGUAAUGCCCCCAAAGAGUUGGACGAAACUCUUCAAUGGGCAGUGGCGAGUCACAGCCGGCAUGAAUUUGCAAAAUAUCUCUUUUCCAAGAACGAUAAAGAGGAUAUAGACAAUGCUAAAAGUUCCUGGAGUGCACUCAGAUGGGCUAUUUAUUACAGAAGACAAGAGCUGCUAUGGUGGCUUCUUGCAACCUCUCCUCGGAACACUGUGAUGGAAAAUCAGAUCAAGGCCGCCCAAAUGAUAGAACAAAAUGAAGAGUGGACUACAAUGAAAAAAGGAAAGCCUAAGGAUGGCAUUUCAAAGACUGAAAAAGAGGAGAAGGAAAAGUUGAAUCAACAAGACGACAGGAAAAUCUGGUGCGAUAUCCAAGACAUACUUAAUAAUCCACCGCUCGCGCAGAUAUAUAGACAAGAUAUGGGCACCAAUACUCUGGAACCACCGGAACUAAACCUCAAAUGUGGAGUAAUACCAGAUGGAUUCGAAUCACUUAUAGUUCGAUUCUACAAGGAGAGAACUAAUUCCAAUUUUAUACGACUAUCGCGAAGAGUAGACGAAACUAUAUACGGGACUGGUGUGACCCGUUUGAUGAAGAAUGAAGCCAAGAAGCUCCAGGAGAUCCUCGAUAUUGGGAAAAGGGGGAAACAGCUAAAGAAACUGUCGCGAAAAUAUCAAACCAUGUAUGAUGACGAGAAAGUCAUAUUUACUUGGGUUCACCUUCCGGCUACAAACAGAAUUAUGAUCGAUGAAAAAAAGACAGCCGAUGACUAUCGUAUGGUCAACUCAUUCCUGCGAGAUACGUGGUUCGAGAUUCCUGAUAGAGAAUCUCCAUCGCGUAUAAUGCGACCACAGUUCGUUCAAAGGAAAAUCCCGACCCAGGAAAAGAACGUCGACGUCGAGGAGGAGGAUUUCAUAUCUGUAUCAGCCGUCUAUACCAAAAUGUCACACCAUGUCAUUCAGCGACGCGAGAUGUGA
Clonostachys byssicola is the source of this 2328-nucleotide messenger RNA. The record is from the annotation of a GenBank genome assembly. Lineage: Eukaryota; Fungi; Ascomycota; Sordariomycetes; Hypocreales; Bionectriaceae.